Molecule: messenger RNA, 766 nt
Organism: Exophiala viscosa
Lineage: Eukaryota; Fungi; Ascomycota; Eurotiomycetes; Chaetothyriales; Herpotrichiellaceae
Product: Glyoxalase/Bleomycin resistance protein/Dihydroxybiphenyl dioxygenase
Exons: 1
Coding region: 66-638 (190 amino acids)
Source: RefSeq, a predicted model, not a curated record
CUUAUACAUAGUCCACACCAGUAUCGCCAACCCGGAACACAUCACCAAUCGUAACUUUUGCAAAGAUGGUCCUUGACAUGUCAUCCAAAGUGAAAAGUCCGUCAGCCCUUGCUCAUGUAGUCCUCAGGACUAACAACUACCGCAAGAUGGUGGAUUUCUAUGUCAAGUUUCUGGGCGGGAACAUCGCGUACGAAAACGAGUACCUGGCGUUCAUCACGUAUGACCAUGAGCACCACAGAAUCGCCAUCCUUCAACUUCCGGAAACCAAAGAUAGGGCCCGAAAUUGCUCAGGUCUCGAGCAUGUGGCUUUCACCUUCGACACACUAUCAGACCUCGUCCUAGCAUAUCAGCAGCGCAAAGAGCUCGGAAUGCUUCCUCUGUGGUGUGUGAACCAUGGUCCAACCACUAGUAUGUACUACGAAGACCCGGAUGGUAAUCAAUUGGAGACACAGGUCGACAAUUUUGAUACGGUAGAGGAGACGGACGCGUUCAUGAGGACCAAGGAGUUUGCAGAAAAUCCGAUUGGAGUGGACUAUGAUCCAGCAGACUUGAUUGCAAGACUUGAUGCAAUAGAGGAUGACAGGUCAAUCAAGAAAAGACCAGAUAUCGGUCCCCGAGCCCUUCCUCCGGUACACUAAGACUGUACAAUAGCAGAAGCUCGACUAGGAAAUGAGGCCAUGACUGGAGAAGACAACAUAACCACCCCUGAGGCGCUGUUAGCCAUGGUCAAGAUAGCACUAUUAGUCUUUGUAUGCCAGAACUCCCA